Coregonus clupeaformis (lake whitefish) is the source of this 507-nucleotide messenger RNA. Its product is annotated as malate dehydrogenase, cytoplasmic-like. Gene Ontology annotation, biological process: oxaloacetate metabolic process; tricarboxylic acid cycle; malate metabolic process. The record is from RefSeq and is a predicted model, not a curated record. The transcript is spliced from 4 exons. Bases 103 to 489 code for a protein of 128 amino acids. NCBI's taxonomy places the organism in Eukaryota, Metazoa, Chordata, Actinopteri, Salmoniformes, Salmonidae. Gene Ontology annotation, molecular function: L-malate dehydrogenase (NAD+) activity. Gene Ontology annotation, cellular component: cytosol; mitochondrion.
GGCGCAUGCCUAUAAACGAUUCACUGGCCACCUCGUGACCACUGAUUUCAAGAAAUAGGGGUGACCUCUUGUUGCAAGAACAGUCCAAGCUACUAUAUAAAGAUGUCUGCUGAACCUGUUCGUGUUCUGGUCACCGGCGCUGCUGGGCAGAUUGCCUACUCCUUGUUGUUCGGCAUCGCCAAGGGAGAUGUGUUCGGCAAAGAUCAGCCAAUCUCCCUGAUCUUGCUGGACAUCUCCCCCAUGUUGCCAGUCUUGGAUGGAGUGGUCAUGGAGCUGCAGGACUGUGCCCUCCCACUCCUGAGAGAGGUCAUCCCCACGGACAAGGAGGACGUUGCCUUCAAGGACCUGGACGCUGCCAUCCUGGUGGGCUCCAUGCCCAGGAGAGAGGGUAUGGAGAGGAAGGAUCUGCUCAAGGCUAACGUGGCCAUCUUCAAGAGCCAGGGGGCCGCACUGGAGAAGUACGCCAAGAAGACUGUCAAGGUGAGAUGAUACAGAGUCCAACAGACA